Molecule: messenger RNA, 1086 nt
Organism: Lithohypha guttulata
Lineage: Eukaryota; Fungi; Ascomycota; Eurotiomycetes; Chaetothyriales; Trichomeriaceae
Exons: 2
Coding region: 1-1086 (361 amino acids)
Molecular function (GO): protein binding
Source: RefSeq, a predicted model, not a curated record
AUGACCACAGGACAUUGGGCGACCAUCCACCUAUUUCCCCUCGCCAGUUUUACCAACCCAGCCACGUUUCCUAUAGAUAUACCUAUUCAGCAACAUGAAGCACAGACCUGGCUAAUCUCGAAGCCUGGCUGGCCUCAUAGAGUGCUAGUCGCUACCUUGCAGACGGACACAAAUUUCGAAAUACGCCUGGGCACUUAUGUGUGGAGGGUACAUUCAGACGUGCUUAGUAAAUAUUCUAGAUUCUUCAGCCUUGUUGUCAGUGGAAACUGGCAGGAAACACAAGAUCACUGCGUAUACCUUCACGAUGAUGAACCAUGGAUGGUAGGCAGAACGAUACAGUUCUUUUACACAGGCUCGUACGAUUACACGCAAGCACGAUUCUGCAAGCGACCUGAGAACGGCGACUCAACCCGACCGCAGUCAAAACAAGCGAGCAGUGUAACUCUGUCUCAGAUCAUGCAAACGAACAAGCACGUCGAGAACUAUACUGUUGACAAGCUGAUCGACCGUCGCUGGAGUGCAACAGACACAGAUAUAGAGAUGUACAUCAUGGCCGACAAGUAUGGCAUUGCCAAACUCCGAAAUCGCGUCUUGAAUAGUCUUGGUGACAGGAAGCUGGACCACGAGACUUUGAUCAAGAUCUGCACGACCUCCCUCAAGAUGCUGAUGAAUAGGGACGACGACCUGAAACGUGUCAUAGCACAAAAAGUGGCUGAUAGCUAUAAGAAGCUCAGACGGUGCCACAGCGAAUGGGUUGAAAAUUGGAUUAGGUCGGAUGCUGUUUUUGGCUUACUUGUUCUGGAUUGUAUGGAGCAUGUCGAGGAGCCGCUUGCAACAACUAAGAGAUGGAACGACAGAGACAGGAUAUCAGAAUGGAACUGUCGCCCUAUGCCCACACAUCGACCACCAACAGCAAUUAUGUUUCCCACGUUCUCUACACCUUCGUCCGUGUUGGAACGGUCAGAAGCCGCAAAGUUCGAGCCGAAGCUCAACGAGGCCGAGACAUUGCCGAAGCGCCCUCCUCUUGCGGGAAACUGGAGCAUUGGACGAAUGCUUGCCAUGAUUCUCGGACAUUACUUGACAUGA